Candidozyma haemuli is the source of this 3486-nucleotide messenger RNA. It is a transcript of the gene AXL1, whose product is annotated as Axl1p. Gene Ontology annotation, cellular component: mitochondrion; cytosol. The coding region runs from base 1 to 3486 and encodes 1161 amino acids. The record is from RefSeq and is a predicted model, not a curated record. Lineage: Eukaryota; Fungi; Ascomycota; Pichiomycetes; Serinales; Metschnikowiaceae. Gene Ontology annotation, molecular function: metal ion binding; metalloendopeptidase activity. Gene Ontology annotation, biological process: peptide catabolic process. The transcript has a single exon.
AUGAAUGGUUCUGUUCUAACAGUUAAAAACAUUGAUAUCGAUUUCCACCUACCAUUAUCCCAUAGCCAACGCUCGUACCAACUCAUAGAACUUUCCAAUGGCCUCCGCACCCUAGUGAUCAAUGAUAAGAGCAGUGAGCUCUUCUCAGCAGCCAUGGUGGUGGGAAGUGGGUCUGCUAAUGAUCCUAACGAUGCUUUGGGACUUGCACAUUUAUGUGAGCAUAUGCUAUUCUUGGGCACUAAAACUUCACCUGUGCCUAACCAGCUUGACCUGAUAGUUUCUUCAGCUGGUGGAUUCACUAACGCAUAUACUACUAUGCAACAGACAUGUUACCACUUGGAACUUUCUUCUUUUGCCAAAGUAAGAGAUGAAAGAGCUUUUAUCAUCGAUAGCGUACUUGAAAUCUUUGCUUCUCUCUUCAAGUGCCCCCUUUUCAAAGAAAAGUACAUCAAAGGAGAGAUCAAGGCGGUUGAUGAAGAGCAUAGGGGUAAUACAAAUGACAUUGAUAAGAUAUUAUUUCAUGCAUUGAGAUCUUUAGCUUCGCCAAAUCAUGUAUUUCGACGGUUUGGAACGGGAAAUAAGGAGACACUCAGCAGACUAAGCACUAAGAAGCUACAAAGGUACCUUCGGGCAUAUUUCCAGCGAUUCUAUAUUGCUCGUAAGAUGGUCCUAGUUAUAAAGGGUCCCCAAUCUGUGAAUCAUCUAAAGAAAUUGGCCAUGACCUACUUUUCCGAUAUUCCAAAGACCUCCCUUGAGCAUACAAGAUUAUCUGGUUCUUCCGUAUCAGAUCACGACAUUUACUUCAGCCCACAGCUCUACGGAUACUUGGAUACGCCAUUAUUCCAACAGGAAUACAACGCUGUUCUUUUGAAAGUGCCAAAUAAUUCAAGGGUUAGACUAUGCUACCCGUUAAAGGAGAUAACGGGACUACAAAGCUACCAUCGGAUAAAGAACUUAGUUUGCAACCUCUUGGGUGAUGAGUCUCCCAAGUCAUUUUGUGAAUACCUCAAGAGAAAACGGCAGUGGGCAACAAUGAUCAUGGUUUUUGUCCAGAAUACCAUCUUUUCUGAUGAUAUCCUCGUUGUCGACAUUCUGUUGACUCCUUCUGGCUUGAAGAAUCUUCCUCAGCUUGUGGAUACCCUUCAUUACUACAUAAAUUAUACCAUAAUCAGGGGAGCGUAUCAGGAUCUAGAGAAAAUUAUUCGUGAUUUAACAAUCUUAGAGGAUAGUCUUUUUCGUAACCGUGAGACAGAAGGAUCAUUUGUUGACGAGAUAUGUGGUUACGCCGAAACCUUAGAGAAGGGAGGAUUUGAUCUCAGAGACUUAGUUAGGGGUUACGGAGACUGGGAUCCAGGCAAGAGCAGUAUUAUGAUAGUCCAAGAGCUUCAAAAAGCUGCAAAUCAGUGCUUUACCGAGGAAAAUUUGAAGAUUGUCAUUUCCAGCGAAGACCUAUGGCCUGUAAAUCUCUUCACUACAGAAAAGGGGGCAUAUCAGCCAAUGGUUGACCAUUAUUUCCAAUACGAGUUCAUUCUGGUACUCAAUAAUGAUCAAAUGACAUUUUUUAACCCUGAUUUGAGCUUGAACUUCGAACUCCCAAACAUUCCAACCCCUUUAAAGGAGCUGAUGAACGGCAAAAGGACGAGUAAGCAGUCUAGUGUCGGUUUUGUUAGAGGGGUUGAGACGGCUGCUGAACAUCCCCAACUCAAAUUCUUCAACAGCUGUCUCGAGGUGUGGACGACAAAUAAUGCAAUCUGUGGAGCCGUACUGACACACAUCACUUUCAAUAUCCAGUUUAGAGACAUUGAAAGCACCCCUGAGAACCUCGUUGGUAUCGAGCUACUUGCAGAGCUAAUGGGAGAGGAGCUUAAGUAUGAACUAUAUCACUAUGAGCUUGUUGGGACUUUCUGGGGUGUUUUUGCUAACACCAAUGGUCUCCCUUCGAUACUUGUAUCAGUAUCAGGCAUGAAAGAUGAAGUAGUAACCGUUUUCAAAACUAUCAUGAACUGCUUUCGACUGCUUAGAACGGCUGAAGAUGAAGUACCGUAUCAGAAGUUCAAGAAAGCAAGGGUGAAUACUAGAAAGAGAACGGAGGAAAUACUUAACCUGUCCGGAACUAGAAAAGUAUUUUCAGCAGCAUAUCUUGUGCUUGAAGAAGGUCUCAUACCACCAGAAGAUAAGAUUGAUGCAUUAGAAAUCAUCGACACAAAAUUUAUCAAAGAAAUGUCAAAAGACGUCCUUUGUACUGGGCCGUACGGCCAGCUUCUAAUGGAUGGUGACUUUACAGACCACGAGUCAUUCAUACUAACCGAGGAGGCAAAACUCGAUAAUGGAGGUGCUGAAAGUUACGAUUUUCUUGCAAAGAAAAGCAGCAAAACCAGCCAUAUACUACCUGAAGGUAGGAAUUUCUUGUUCCCCAUGCAUGGAGCAGAAGACGACACAGCCAAUACUUUGUUAUACUACAUUCAAUUAGGAGAUCGGAGUGAUACAGAGCUUUACACCUGGGGCAAAUUAUUCGAACACUUAUUAUCCUAUACUGCUUUGGAUGAGCUUCGAACAAGGAGAAGGCUCGCAUACUUGGUCUUCACUGGCAUGAAAUUCUUUCGAAACAGUUUUGGAAUUCACAUUACCAUACCCAGCGGUGAACACGAAUGUGACACUUUAUCUGGCGAGGUCGAGAGGUACUUAGGGAUCCUUCAAAAGAACUUACAGAAACUCACCGAGAAGGAAUUUCAAGAAGAUAUUGUUGAACCCUUCACACAAACGAUAUCGCAAACACCUACUCAAGUCAAAACCCCUUCAGGAUUGUUUAUCUCUCUUCAGCCUUUGCAAGGCUCCGGUGACAAACCCGAUAGCGGGGAAUUCAUGAGCCACUGGAGCCACAUGGACCAGAUAAUCAAUGGCACCUACCGAUUUGGAGGGACUGAAUGUGAGGAGCCAAUCGAUAAAACUUUCCUCGAGACGCUCACAUUAAAGGAGUUCCUAAGAUAUUUCCAGACAUACAUUUCCGUGGAUUCUGCUCAGCGGUCCAGUCUUAUCAUUGCCAAUGCUGCAGGGACCCAGCUGUACGAAGCCAAAAAAUCGCAGUUUGCAGCCAUUAUCUUCAGCCAACUACAGGACCAAGGCAUGAACAUUACCCAAGUGCAAGUAAGCAAUCUCCUUGAAAAAUGUAAAGAUCAGGAGGAUUUCACUGAUAUUUCAAUGCAGCUUAAAAAGUAUUUCAAAGAGACAAAGCAAGGCACAAAACUCAUGAGGUUGGCUUUCAAGAAUUUUGCAGGUUCCAUGUUGCGAAGCGCAGCCUCCACAUUUUCCGUUCGGCCCCAGCUUCCGAAUUCCGAGAAAUAUAUCGUCUCCAAAAAGACGGAAAUCAACAAUUACAAAGCAAUCCAAGGGCUAUGCUAUGUGGGGUCGCGGAUAAGUUGGUACGAAAAAUUGCAGACCUUGGAGCAAUUGGCUCAUAGUGGAGAAGGCACUGCACAAUUUAUAUAA